Molecule: messenger RNA, 1544 nt
Organism: Ectocarpus sp. CCAP 1310/34
Lineage: Eukaryota; Phaeophyceae; Ectocarpales; Ectocarpaceae
Source: the annotation of a GenBank genome assembly
AUGAGAGAGAAAAAGGGGCUGAACCCGGGUUUCACCCGUGCGAGGUGCUUGCAGGGAGCAGGCAAGGAGUGUGGGAGGUGCAAGUAUAUCAAGGAGUGGGACGGGCUCGCGAUCCCGGACCUACGACCCGGCGCGGCCCGGGAUGCGUGGGUCGCUCUCUUGAGGUAUCACAUGAUCCGCCGGCGGGUCGGGGGCAAGGUCCAGACUCCCCACAUCGGUGGCCUGUCGCCGUGGGAGUGGGACGCCUACACUGGUCGUUCCCUCAAGAGCAACGAGGGGGUGGUGUUUCUGACGUCUCGGCAAGCGAGUCAGAUCGUAAAGAAGCACAACGAUUUGUACAAAGAGUGGCUGAAGAAGAUUCCCAACAACAACUAGGUUGCCGCGUUGUCGUGCAGAUCGAAAUCCCACUGGGGUUCGGUAGGCUGUCAGCUGGGCAGGCAGGCCCUCGUUGUGANGAUCGUAAAGAAGCACAACGAUUUGUACAAAGAGUGGCUGAAGAAGAUUCCCAACAACAACUAGGUUGCCGCGUUGUCGUGCAGAUCGAAAUCCCACUGGGGUUCGGUAGGCUGUCAGCUGGGCAGGCAGGCCCUCGUUGUGAUGUAGUCUCGUGCGUCCCCCGAACCAUGUCGCUGGCUCGCUAGUCGUGUCGAUUGACGCAAAACCAAGAGUUUGCGUGAACCUCCCGUGGGGGCUCGGUUCUACAGAGACAAAGUGCAUUCUAUGAAAAAUUGUGUGUUGCCGUUGACGGGACGGGUUUUGCGGUCGUACGGGUGGGUCUAUGCAUGUCUUGACCGAGCUAGGCUCUCCCCUGGAGCUCCUGCAUUCUAGGCCGACGAUGUAGUUUCCAGUGCUAUAGGCAGAGAGAGAGAAAGAGAGACGGCUGCCGUACCGUUGUCGUUUUGUUUGGCUUUAUUCUAUAUCCGGGUACUGCGGGUCGACAUUCCAAACAUAGAGGAAAAUUUUCACAAUCACUCACCGUCAUUUACGAUGGUACAUGGCCACCCGUUGGCUUUUGUGAGUUUGUGUAUGUAUAUCGAUGUUGGGUCAAUGGGCCCGUGUCGACACAUUAUGUCAAUUGAGCGGGGUCGACGGAGCUAUGAUGAUUGUGUGUAUUACUGUUUAUUUUAGACUCCCCAAUGUUACCUGUGCUUUCGUUACAAUCAAAACAUUGAUGUCGGCAUUUUUUUGUAGAUGGUGUGUUGUGGGUUCAUAGUUGGCAGUCAAGACGAGCUCUGUUGUCGUGGAACGAUAUUUUGUUUGAUGUCGAUCACGCGCGCAAGUGCACGGGUUGUAUAUACUGGUAUCCCGGGGGAAGUCGUUGCAGUCGACUCCGUGAUGGUGUGUCACAGGGUGUCGUACAACGAAGGCUUGUUUUGUGCGUUGAGCUGCUGUGCCACCAACAGCUCAACGAAACAUCCUCCUUGGAAAUUUUCCGCGCACAUUCCGCGUCGUUGGUUUUCGCGGAGGGGAAAGUUUUAGGGAAUGCCACCGCACUUGGCUUUGAUUGGAUCAAUGGCAAGCUUGGCAGGGUGCAUUCGUAUGAU